Trypanosoma conorhini is the source of this 1674-nucleotide messenger RNA. RefSeq lists its product as uncharacterized. The record is from RefSeq and is a predicted model, not a curated record. The transcript has a single exon. Gene Ontology annotation, molecular function: protein binding. NCBI's taxonomy places the organism in Eukaryota, Euglenozoa, Kinetoplastea, Trypanosomatida, Trypanosomatidae. Bases 1 to 1674 code for a protein of 557 amino acids.
AUGGGGUCGCACGGCACCGCGGCGCAGGGCGGCGGCAGCGCACUCUGGCGCUCGCUCUUUCUCCCCCUCAGGGAACGUGUCGUGUUUGCGUCCUUCAUCACAAUGCUAUGUCCGCUUCAGCAGCCGGUGCUGCAGCCGGAGCAAUUUUCGCACCGGGCGGCUUCCGUCGACGCGGACGCUGCGCCCCCCGUCACAGCUGGGAAGGUCUACGGCCCCGAGGACGACGGCGACGCCAUGCGCUCGCCCCUCUUCGCACUUUGUGGGGAGCGGGCGGACGCCAUUGUCUGCGUGCUUGCGGACGGCGGCGUGGUCUUCUUUGACCUGACGGACGAAAAUGAGGGGCCGAAGGAGAUCCGUCGCUUCUCCGCAAGAAAACCACGCAGCGGCGCGGCGUACGAAGCCACGUGCGCCUCCACCAUUCCUUUGGAGGUGACGUACAUGUGCCGCGUUCCCGCGCUGGCGCAGCCGGCAGCGGCGGCGGCGGCGGCGGCCUCGCAGCUCUCAGGCAACAGCGGCAUCGCGGACACCUUCAAGCCGGGGGCACCCGUCUUGAGCCGGGCAAUGUACCUUCGCGGGGUUGUGGGGUCGCGCGACGGCAGCGUCGAGGUCUUUUCCGAGCUUGGCUUCGUGUUCGGCUUCGUUGCCCACGACGCACCAGUGGUGGCGGUGGCUGCCAUAUACACCGCCGAGGACGAGAACGAGGGCGGAAGUCAGCCGGGGGCCGGCGCAAAGCGGGAUUCAAAGCUCCUCCCGGGCAGCGAGGGGCCGGGGGGGCGGUUUGAGAUCGCCACGGUGGGCCUGGGGUUCGUCACGUGCAGCUCCGAGGGGGUGGUGUAUGUAUGGAAGAGAAGCGGGCUUGUCAUUAAGCCAAAGUUCUUCGAGAGGAGCACAUUUCCCUCGCGCAAGUUUAAGCUGCACGUGGUGCAGCCGUCCGGUCGGGAGCUGCUGCUAAGCGGAAUGGGGAUGGCGCGGACGCCGCUGCUGGUGCACACCACCCCCGGCCUGGGGCACGAGCUCCGCGUGCGCAGCAGUCUGACUUUCAAAGACGUGGAGCCCCGCGUCAAGUUGCCUGGGUCUCUUUUCACCCGCACCACGGCGAUUGCCGCCGUGGAAAAGUUGGCGCUGGUGGCGCGCGGCAAAAAGGUGUACAAGGUCGACCUCGCCGAGUCCCGGUGUGAGCGCCUCCUCACGGCCCGCCACACGGUGACUGGCCUCUGCCUUGGCAGAACCGGCCUCGCCGCGGCCACCUGCGACGGUGGCGGCAUGCUGUACGUCCUCGCCCUCGACCCCGUCUCGGUGCUUGGCCGUUACUACGCCCGCGGCGGUGGCCCGUUUUGCUCCGUCUCGCUGCACCCGGACUCGCACCUCCUGGCAAUUGUCUCCGGCGAUGGGGCGGUGGAGGUGGCGAUGAUGCCGGAGGCGUGGAACGACGGAUCCGUCAACAACCUUCACACCUGCGCCGAUGUCAUGAGUUCGAUUCAGGCCGCAAAGGCCCUCUACUGCCUCGUGGGUCUGCAGCAGCGGAGGGGGGCCGCGUUGUGCAGUGCGGCUGAGGCAAUAUCGCAGGCUGCCGAGUACGAGGCGCUGCUGCUGGCGCGCAUGGCAGUCCCGGCGGGGACGACGCGGUACCUGCACCACCCCGCUGGGAUCGCAUUAACAGAGGGAAAGAUGUAA